Petromyzon marinus (sea lamprey) is the source of this 5525-nucleotide messenger RNA. RefSeq names its product BLOC-1 related complex subunit 5 (gene BORCS5). Gene Ontology annotation, biological process: organelle transport along microtubule; positive regulation of anterograde synaptic vesicle transport; lysosome localization. The record is from RefSeq and is a predicted model, not a curated record. Gene Ontology annotation, cellular component: BORC complex; synaptic vesicle membrane; cytoplasmic side of lysosomal membrane. Lineage: Eukaryota; Metazoa; Chordata; Hyperoartia; Petromyzontiformes; Petromyzontidae.
ACGUGUGUGUGUGUCGCUCGCAUCACACGUUCACAACAACGGCGGCGGCGGUGACUCGAUGCUUACAAACGCCACCUCUCGAUUUAAUGCGCGUGGGGUUUGGUCAGUCGGUGUCCGUCGCUGCGUACCUCUGGGCGACGCGAGCCCCCCCCUACUGUGGGCCGGAACGCGCCUUUUUGUUCGUCGCCCGGCUUGCUUCACACUGUGGAGGCAGAGUUGAUUCGGAGCUUCCUGCUCACAUCGUCUUCGCCACUAGGCUCUCUUUAAAACAAACAAACCCUAAAGCACGCCUAGUGGAUCGCCAACAUCGUUCCGUCUCAUUCUGACCACUUCACCUAUAAAACGAUGCAAAAGACGCACGUUUAACUCCGAUUAGACGCGUUGUCGGGAGAGUCGAUUGUUUUUCUCAAUUGUGUUGCGGCCAUAAUUAGUGCUAACAUUAAGAAUAAAGCCUGCCCGAAGGUGCACAGUUGUCUGGACUUAUCGCGGCCGAGCUGAUCUCGUCUCGUGGCCAGGCAAUGGGGGCCGAUCAAAGCACCGCCGAGGGGGGCAAGGAGGGCAGCCUUGAGGCAGCGAGUCAUCCCGCCCAGGCGCUGUCGGGUGCUCGUCCAAAGGAGAGGGCCACCAUGGAGGACAUUGUGGUGGUGGCACCGGGCGUUCAGACCUCCCCCCGUGACCCCUGGAGUGACCCCGAGCUCCUCAAGCUCCAGGAGAUUCCACGCUUCUUUCCUCUGCUGCGGGGUCUUGGACCUGGCGAGGCGGUGGCCGGAGGGGCAGCGGGUGUGCGUCUGGAGCGCAUGGACUCGCGCCGCGUGCUGCAAUUGUGUCUGCGCUACCAGGAGCACCUCCAGCAGUGUGCCGAGGCGGUCGCCUUUGACCAGAACAUGCUCACGCAGCGCAUAAAGGAGGUGGAAGGGGAGGUCAGCACUCUCUACGCCUCCAUGCAGGAGAGACAGAAGCGCUUUGCACGUUACGCCGAGCAGGUUAAAAAAGUGGGAGAGAUCUCUGCGCUCCUGCGGAAGAUCCAGAUGGGCGUGGACCAGACGCUACCACUGAUGGAGCGGCUCAAUGUGCUGCUCCCCGAGUCCGAGCGCUUGGAGCCCUUCUCUUUGCAGCCCACACCCCCCAGGGCCACACCUCCCCCUGAUGCUGCCAGCAGCACAUUAAACUAGGCCCGCUUCCACCCCCCCCACCCACCUCCGUCACAGUAUCUCGCUUGUUUCAUAAGUACGCAGUGCGCAUGCCUACCCGGCCGUCUCGCCACGCUCUGGCUUGUCCACUCUGCCGAUCCCCAACGGGUCUCUGUCCCCUGCUGCCGCGUGUCUACAAAACGUGCAUUUAGAGUCAUUUGGCCGCCAUAAAUGUACACAUGAUGAUAAGCCACUUUGUUGAGCUAUCAUUUGUGGCCAGGUCGCUUCAGAAAAAAAGAGCUAUAUGGCUCAGUGGGCCUUACCUGGUGACAUAAAAAAUAGUUUAUAAAAAUAGUUUGGUUUUAGUUUUACCGUCAUGUGACAAACAUCGAACUUUUCUGGCAUGUCUUUGCACAUACUCUUUGGUUUUUCGGUAAAGUCGCGUAGGUAACAUAAAAUGAAAACAACUAAAUUAAAUCACGACGUUUCGGAGGCAACACAAGCUUCCGUCUUCAGGUGGAACAGUCACAGCAGAAUGCACGGAUCGGAGGGACGCGAGACACCGGCACACUAAAUUAAUGUGCCAAGGUGCAAAGACAUUAAUUCUAGAUUUGAAGCUUCCGUGACUGCAAGGAUUCAUACUCUUUGGUUUUUCGGUAAAGUCACGUGGUUAACAUAAAAUGAAAACAACUAAAUUAAAUCACGACGUUUCGGAGGCAACACAAGCUUCCGUCUUCAGGUGGAACAGUCACAGCAGAAUGCACGGAUCGGAGGGACGCGAGACACCGGCACACUAAAUUAAUGUGCCGAGGUGCAAAGACAUUAAUUCUAGAUUUGAAGCUUCCGUGACUGCAAGGAUUCAUACUCUUUGGUUUUUCGGUAAAGUCACGUGGGUAACAUAAAAUGAAAACAACUAAAUGAAAUCACGACGUUUUGGAGGCAACACAAGCUUCCGUGUGCCGGUGUCUCGCGUCCUUCCGAUCCGUACUUUGACACCUCCUCACAUAGUCACACUUCACUGAAGGUGGGAGGGGAAUGGGUGUUCAGAAUAGUAAUUUAUUGGUAUUUUUUGUGUACUUAAUGGACGUCAUUUGGAUGUCCGUGGCUGGCACCUGCAGGUGCUUGCGAUUUUGACAGCAAAGCUCCCAAGCUACGUCAGUAUAUUUUUGAAUGGCGGCUGGGGAGGUCUGGGCUCGACUCUUUGAGUCCAAGGGUUGCGUUGUGCAUCGCGGCCCCCGCUGAUAAUGAACCGCCCAGCUGCUUUAUCAGCGGCCGUGCGUGCGCCUGCUUUGCUUGCUGACGCCGGAGAUCCUCUUACUCUGAAACAGUGGGGCCUUUGUGUGAUCACGUAUAUGGUCCAGAUUAUCUAAAUACGUAAUUCAAUCAGCCCUCCAUACUGUACGUAUAUGCUUUGGGUUUUGUUGCUGAGCCGCACUGCUGAUUAUUCACGUGCAGCAUUGCAAUUGACAUAAAACGUUAACUUCGACCUUUCAGAAUUGGUUUACGAGUAGAAAUCGUAUUGAAAGAGCCAGUGGUUUUAUAAAAUUACCUUAAAAAAAAUCUAGCCCGCACUGUUCAUCGAGAACAUUAUAAAUGAAUAAUAUUUCAAAAAAAACAUCAGUUCGCUUUGUCUAGCGUCUUUAGAAAUGUAUUUUAGAUGCUGUAUAAGUUCAAAUGAUCUUUUGCAGGCAAUCAAAACGUAAAGCAGAAGCCAGUCACUCGCUCCGAUUCCUAAUUAUUCCAGGAAAAGCUCACUCAAGUCUGUGUGAGCUCACUUUGUUACUUUCGAUCCAAUUGAAAACCACUCCUAUACGUGUUUGCUGACAUUUCGGAUUGUUCCGUGGAAUGCGCGGCAUGAGAAUACUGAAAGUAAAGACGCACUUGCCUUGGUGGAUUGAGAGAAUAGUGUAAAGUAGAGAUUAAUGAUUGGGCAAUUACACAGUGGCCUACAAGAUAGCAUCUCUUGCUUGGCUAAGUAGGCAGGACAACCAGAGCGUUUAAUGACUGUGGAGCCCCUUGGUUUUCUCCACAAAGGGCUGGCAUUGGUCGUGCUUUGCAUGCGUGACGAGCCUUUGACGUUUACUUGGUAAACACGUGGAAUUAGCCCGAUGGUUCAUUGAUGUUGGCAACUUAUGAGGGCCGUUGAUAUCUUCAUUUACGUUGCUGAUCGUAUCGGGUUUAUUGACGAGUUAAUCCGGUAGCUUUUUUGACGGACAUCCCGUUGCGUUUGCGAAUUAUGCGCACGAAGAACAGUGAGCACGAGUCUUUUGCCUCCCAGUCUCUUCCUUAUGUUACCAAAGGUGGUGUGAAUCUCCUGGGAUGAUCAGCUGGAAAAGAACAUGUUUCCACGUGGGCUUUUUUCACUGCCAGUGUUAGUAAUGAGCCGAGUGAGACCACACAGUUCAGCCGGUCUGUAGUGGAGCAGGUGCGGGGUCUUGGAAUGUCACAUUUGUAAAAAAAGAAAGGCUGGUUUCUCUCUCUCUAUGAGCUGAGAUUCACAGUCCUGUUAAAGACGCAGGACCAGUUCUACAUCAGCGAACGGUGUCAUUCUAUUCCCUGCAGUUACUUUAGCCGUGUUUUGUUAAGUUUCUUCGUUAAAGCUACAGUCAGCUAUACAGAGGACACUUGAAUAAGAAAAGUUGCAUUCUGACUUGGCUUUUUUUUUCCUGCAGGUAGGUGAGAAAAUUUGGAUAAGUGUGUGCUUGCAAAAUUGUACAAUGACUUCAACAGAACGAUUUCGCGCACCCUUAGAGUAAGAAACACAGGCCGUGUCUGUAAAUGGCAGAUUGUUGUGUAAUAAUGUAAAACUGAAAUAAAAUGAGAAUCCAUUCGAUGGAGUUCUGCACAGACAAUCCUAUCCACAUUUGAAAAGCCGAUUUCCACCUUGUUUUUUUUAACGCUUUGUGACGACUAAAUAAAUGCCGUCUGAUUUAUAGGCUCUAUUAAAUCACAAAAUACGUCAAAUGUUACCUUUGUAAUAGUUGCUGGGAGCCACGCGAUUGAUUGUUUUUUUGCGUGCACCAAUAAGCGAGAGGGGAGGCAUUAUUGUCUGUGUCCAGUCUAAGGGCUGGGUCGUUUCUUUGUUGAGCAAGUAACUCGGCGAUUUCAAUAGGUGGAAGUGCCUGUGCGUAAGUCACCCAGCUCCGUCGUCGCUGGAUACAUAACUCGAGGGCUUUCACAUUUGCUCCCCCAUCGGCCGCACCUUGCUCAUGCCGUUUGUUUCAGUUCACUUGUUCUACCACAUUUUACAAUCGACGUCUUGGCCUGAAGCAAUCGCAUCAACAUCCUUUUCGUUAUCAGUUCCUGAGAAAAAGGCGAUCUUACGCAAUUUUUGGUUGUCGUUGUUGAGGGAGGAGAUAGUAGUUUAGCGGUAACGUUAUCAGAGCAUUCCUCCGUGGAUUGGCUGUACCCUUAUCUCUGGACUGACUUUUGUAAACAAAGCCCUUCCCUGCUGGAAGUUGUUUACCAAUACCACCUGGACGACAGGUAACACACGCACAAUAUAAACCCACAUUGGUCAGCUUGUAGGGGCUGAUCUAUUGAAAAUGUUAGGGUGCAUUAGUUUAUGGAGGUAACGUUUGUAGCAGGUGCUACGUACCUGGCGAUAUGAAAAAUUGUCACGAUUUGUGGUACCAAUUUUUUUAAAAUCGAUUAUUUUUUGUCUUUUCUUUAUAUUUUUCAUGUUUUUUUUUUCUCAUUUGGAAAAUCUGCUUUACUCCGUUAGCCUAAAUGCAUUUUAAGAGUAUAAUUUUCUCAUGAUUUGCGUGAAUAGUACAUUCACACGCAUGAUUCGAUGCAUGUACAGUACUGUAAGCAUAAGAGUUGACUUUGGUGGAUUAAAUCAUUGUUGCACAAGCACAAACAUUCUCUGCAAAUAAGGGCCAUCAUCUGUAACGUAAUCUAUUAUAUAAAUGUUUACUUUGGGCAGUUGUUUUGACAAAUGUGUUGAAUUUUUUUGUUUAAAAUAUAAAUUCUAUAGAUCGUUACACAUUCCUACUGCCGACUCAGCAGGCACGAUUGUCUGAAAGUAGAAGUACAGGUGAGCUCAUUGAAUACGUGGCUUACGGUCAUCUCGGGCAAAAAAAGUUUUCAAUUGUGAUAAUUCUAGAUUUAAAGCUUUCGUGACUGCUAGGAUCCAUACUCUUUGGUUCUAUUGGGUAAAGCCACGUAGGUAAAAAAUAAGAUAAACAUUUUUAUGUUUUACCUACGUGACUUUACCCAAUAGAACCAAUUGUGAUAAUUUUACGCGACUUUUUCCUACAAGGGGAACAGCAUGGAGGCGACUGACAUGCAGCCCUUGACGAGGUCAUUCUGAAAGUUCAACGGACACUGAUUCUAUUGAAAUAUUAAAUAAGCGAUAAAACGUCUGGGAAAUUAAAAAUGUUACAAUUUGCA